AUGUACUGGCCCCAUGGAGUUCCGCGGGUCUAUGCGGUCAAUGGCCCUGGAAUUCCGUUCUCCGUCUCCGACGAUGACGAAUCAUCUAUAGGAUUGGAACAAUCCGUCGAACAAUCGCUGUCAUUGAAUGACAAUGGGCCGAAGCAACCGUCCGGUACGGAGUCAGCAUGGGCGAAUGAAGCCAUUGACGGCCUCUGCGUGUCGCGCACGGGUCAUAUGUUUGCGACGAUGACCCGCACAUCGAUUGCUUUAUGGCAGACGAGACCUACCGCCGUCGUCGCCGCAGUCACCCGGUCCACUUCGUCGCUCGAGACCUACGGUCCCAAUGUGGCCCUUCUGAUGCAUCCUGAUUCCACCAUCAUCGUUGUACAAACCCUCAACGGUUACCUUUUGACCUACACGGUUGCUACGGAUCCUCAUAGCCGGGUAUAUCAACAACACUUCGACCACUCUACUCAACGGCAGCUUGCGCGUUUGUCCGCCGAGGAGGAUGCUAAUGGGGUUCGAGACGUUAGUAUGCGAUUCCGGAUGGCUAUUAAGAUUGAGUCCGGGAUCGUUCGGGCCCUUGCCCUGGAUAAUGAACUUGUUGUCGCCACUGUGAAGCCGCCGGCUAUCCAGUGUAUUCGAUGGACUCCGGAUGCCAGCGGCUCGCAAACCACCUCGGAGUUACUGAGCCGGAUUUUGGGAGUGUCUAAGCGCACAUCUAUAACGGACAUGGUGUAUGAUCGUGCCAUCAACCUCCUCGUAUGGGUCACCAAUGACGGACAAGCAUACGCCGUCCAGCGCGCAUCAGGCGGGGCGCAGGAACCCGGGGCACCCAAAAAGCUUUUCAACGGACAUUGUUUCCACAGCCCCAAGAAUGACGGCGAGAAGGCUGUCAAGGUCGCGGUGAACGCCCGAUUUUCACUGUUGACAGUGAACUGCGCCAACGGCGAGGUCUUGGUGUACACGGCGAAAGACUACCUGGGGAAUGUGCCCCUUUCUCACAAACUUCAAUUACCGGCGUCGCAAGUGACGACCGGCAAUUUAAAUUUCAUGUGUUACUCGCCAGAUGGAUAUUGCCUGUUCGCCGGUUACGAUCGCGGGUGGACCACAUGGAGCGUGUUCGGUAAACCCGGAGGCAACAGUUUUACGGCAGACCGGGACCUUGCCAAAGCCAACGCUGAGAAUUGGCUGAAUGGAACCUCGUAUGGUUGCUGGAUAGGCGGAGGCUCCGACAUAAUACUGGCAGGGAUGGAAGAUCGACGCCUCUGGAUUUUGGAAACGGCUCGCAGCGCCCUAACAGGCUGCUUUUCUUCGGCGAAUCUAGCCAGAGGCCUAUUGCAAACAGGUACCGAGGUCAUUCUAUACCGAGGGCACGAUUUGCCCGACCUCAUGACCAUAUCCGGCAAAGAUUCUCUCUGGCAUCAUGCGCAGUACCCCCAAAGCUACCUCCAUUCUCAGUGGCCCAUCCGAUCCAGUGUCGUGUCGCAAGACGGGCGCUAUGUAGCCGUUGCCGGUCGACGGGGCCUUGCACACUACAGCGUGAACAGUGGACGGUGGAAAGUGUUCGAGGACGCCAAAGUAGAGAACUCCUUUGCAGUCCGGGGCGGCAUGUGCUGGUACGGGCAUAUUUUGAUCGCCGCCAUUGAAAGUGACGGAUCAUACGAGCUGCGAUUAUACUCCCGAGAGCAGCCGCUAAACAAUCAAUCGAUUUUGCACAUAGAGUAUCUUCCCUCGCCGGUGGUUUUCCUCGGGCCAUCGGGUGAGGACUCCAUUCUUGUUUAUACCUACGACAACAUCCUAUACCAUUACAUCAUCUCCUCUGUGAACUCUCGGAUCUCGCUGGUCCCAGUUGGUCAGAUAGCUUUCAACGGCAUUGUGCGAGCCCCAACUCGAGUACGGGCGAUUAGCUGGGUGCUUCCGGAGGAUCAGCUGCGCAAUGGCGACCCAUCCCAGGAUGUCAAGCAAGCUUCGGUGCUCCUUUUGGUCGAUGGCAACCUUGUGUUGCUCCAGCCGUCGACGUCGGACGCCGGGGACUUGAAGUACGACAUGAGAGUGGUCUCUCACGACGUUGAGUAUUACAUCUUGAUGCGCGACCAGUUCUCAUUCAACUUCGCGCCGUCGAUGAACGAGUCCUUGCCCUCCAGUCCUUCGGCCGAAAUGGCAUUAAACAUGUAUCACCAUAACCUGUCGUUGAGGGACUCUCUCUGGACCUUCUGCGGGAAAGAUCUCCUCGCCUGGGGCGAUGUGCAAGACGUUCUACGACGGGAAGAUGUUCCCAAGGCGAUCGAAAUCCCACUGGACUUUUACCCGCUGUCGGUAUUGUUGAAUAAGGGGAUAGCCUUGGGAGUCGAAUCCGAGAUGAUGCAGCGACGCGACGUGACUUUUGCCGUGCUAAAAUUUGCCAUCCGAAGCCAUCUUUUCCUACCAUAUUUCUUGCAGCACAGCCUGGUCAACGGAGACAUGCCCGCCGCACUAUCGCUCUGCCAGCAUUUCUCGCACCUCUCAUACUUCCCACAUGCUCUUGAAGUCCUCCUUCACCACGUCCUCGACGACGAAGUCGACAACGAAAGUCGAAACAGCAAAGUCGACGACCCCUCCCUCAAACAAAAGCCCCUCCUCCCCUCCGUUAUCUCCUUCCUCCAAGCCUCCCUCCCUGCCCGCAUCUACCUCGACAUCGUCGUGCAAUGCACGCGCAAGACCGAACUCCGGUCCUGGCGCACCCUGUUCACCUACCUCCCGCCCCCGAAGGAUCUCUUCGAGCAGGCGCUCCGCCUCAACUGUCUCAAGACGGCCGUCGGCUAUCUUCUCGUGCUGCAGGCCUUCGAAGACGAGGAGGGCCACGAGGCGCCCAUCGAAGACUACGUCGUCCGGCUGAUGGCGCUGGCCUCCCAGAAAAGCGAGUGGGAGCUGUGCGCCGAGCUGGCCCGGUUCCUCAUCGCGUUGGACGCGUCGGGCGAGAUGCUGCGCCGGGCUGUUUCGCGCGCAGGUCUGCGCAAUCCGGGCGGAUACGCCGGGACCGGCAGCGUCAAAGGUCUGGGACUGGGGUUGGCCAUCAGUCCGUCGUGGUCGUCGCUGUCCCCGACGUCGUCGAUUUCUCCGCGACGAAGUCCGAAACCAGAAG
This is a messenger RNA of Aspergillus steynii IBT 23096, 3106 nucleotides long. RefSeq names its product RIC1 family protein. Gene Ontology annotation, biological process: retrograde transport, endosome to Golgi; intracellular protein transport. Gene Ontology annotation, cellular component: Golgi membrane; cytosol; Ric1-Rgp1 guanyl-nucleotide exchange factor complex. Lineage: Eukaryota; Fungi; Ascomycota; Eurotiomycetes; Eurotiales; Aspergillaceae. The record is from RefSeq and is a predicted model, not a curated record. The transcript has 5 exons. The annotation marks the transcript as partial.